UUUGUGGUCUAAGAGGAUGGAAUCAAAGAGGGACCAAAGUGAAAUUAAAAAGAAAGCAAAGGAAUCAAAAAAAGAAAAGAAAGAAAGCUUCCAAUUCCAAAAUGAUAAAUAAUCCUAAACCCUUACUCUCUUUUUUGACUGAUUUAGACUGUUUGGACCCCAAACUCCAUGAAAAAAAACUCAAAUGAAUUAAUACAAGGAAAAUGGUUUCUUCUUCUCUUUUCCAUUGCUUUCUUCCUCUGUUCAUCCAAACCCCAGUUUGAUUUCCUUUUCAUUUACUAAAGAAAAUGACAACUCCUCUGUCUCAAACCAAAUCUGAUUCUUGAGGUGACUUCCUUUACUCAAGUGGGGUUUUCAAAGUUUCUUCUAAGCAUUUCAUCAAGUACUUGGUGGGCAAUCACACACAUGGCUCAACAGGGUGAUGGAUGGCCUCUUGGUCUACAGCCUCUGAAUGUAAGAGUUGGAGUACCUGGAAAUCGUGACUAUUUGGGAUCAGUGUCUUUCAACACUUUGAUGACUGCUUCUCCUAUUUCUUUCUCUGAUUCUUCAUCCGACUUGGACACUGAGUCAACAGGAUCUUUCUUCCAUGACAAGAGCAUAACACUUGGGAGUCUCAUAGGAGUUUCCAACAUUUUAGAACUCUCAAGAAGGUCAAUCAGGGGAAGAAGAACAGAGAGCACAAAGGACAAGAGGAGCAAUGCCAAGUCUAGAACAUGGUUUUUCUCUUUGUGUUCUAGGGAGAGUACCGAUGCAGAUAGCAUCGAAAGUGGCCCGUCGUUAGGCCAUUUCUUGGCAGAAGAAAGAAGAGCAGCCGACGAAAAUCGGAGAAAUAAUCAGAGUGAAAUCAUGUAUGGAGCAGAUGAAUUAGAAUUAGCUCAGUUAGGUCCAGAGCCAAACUCCCUAUUCAUCAAUGGCUGUGUGGCACCUCCUCAAUCUAGCAUUGGUUCAAAUGCUGAAAAUGGAGGAACUGAGCCUACAAAUGACAAUAGAGUUGCACUGAUUUGUUCUUGCAUUUGUGGACACUGAACCUGAAUGUUGAACUUUCUGUGUGUUCAUGAUAUUGAUUGAAUUUCUUAUCUUUCAGAAACAGAUAAAGAUAUCAAUUUACAGUGACCCUUUCUUUUUUUC
This is a messenger RNA of Cucumis melo (muskmelon), 1128 nucleotides long. RefSeq lists its product as uncharacterized. Lineage: Eukaryota; Viridiplantae; Streptophyta; Magnoliopsida; Cucurbitales; Cucurbitaceae. The transcript has 3 exons. Bases 406 to 1026 code for a protein of 206 amino acids. The record is from RefSeq and is a predicted model, not a curated record.